GGCAGUGCACCAGAUGAGAGGAGAGAGGACGCCCCCUGUCCCCGCCAGCAGCCCUCACUGACCAUCAAUCACCCAGGGCCAUUGUGGUCCUGUCCAGGGUAGCCUACGGCACAGACACCCAGCCCAGCCACCCAGCCAGUCAGGCAGAGGAGAGGAGAGAGGGGGCAGGGAGCUGUAGCCUGCAGGGAGAAAGUACGGGGGAAAGAAUGGCAGUCGGGGAACGGCCUUCUUCGUGUUCCUCUCCCCAGCCGGCAUUGCUGGGCUUGGGGGCAGCUCUGCUCUCUUUCUGCAUCUCCGCUGUGCUCUCCCAGGUCCCGGAUCCAGAGCUUUUACCGACAGAUCCCCCAAAGAAGCCAGACCCAGUCACUUCAGAAACAGUUGUAUUCUGGGGACUGCGGUUAUGGCAAGUCAUUGGUAUCUUCUCUAUGUUUAUUCUAGCAGUCAUCAUCACCUUAUGCUGCAUCUUCAAAUGCCGUAUCCCCAGGACGAAGAAGGAGAUAGAGGCGCGACAUGCUCAGAGAGUAGCAGCUAAGGACUACGCCAACACACUGGAGACUGUGCCUCCUCUCAACGAGCUCACAGAGAUCCCAGGAGCUGUAGUUGUGGAGAAAAAAGAAGAGGUGACAACAGUCUCGGGAAAAGUGGACGGUGAAAAGGGGGGGAAGAAGACCAAGGAGAAGAAAGAGGGAAAGGGUGCCAAGGAGGGAAAGGAUGAUGAAAAGGAGGGAUCUGCUAACAAAAAAGGGGAAAAGGGAGAAAAAGGGGAAAAAGGGGGAGGAAAGAAAGGAGAAGCAAGUGAAGAAAAAGGGAAGAAGAGUAGAGAAGGGGAGAAAGGAGGAGGUGCAAAAGGAGGUGCUAAGGGGGGAGCUAAGAAACCUCCUUCGAAAAAGUAAACACUAGGUCGGAAACACGAAUUGUGCUAAACAACUUUUCAUAAGUAAUUUUUUUAGUUGUCAAUUUUGUAUUAUUAUUAUUUUUUUAAUGAUUGUAUAUAAUGACAAAAAAGUACAUAUUAACUAUAAAACAAUCUUUAACCCUUGUGUUGUCUUCAGGGACAAAAAUUACACGCCACUAUUAACAGCAGAGCGAAGCCCCGAAAUGAUCUUUUUUCAACUUGAAAUUUGAUUACUUUUCCUAAUAAAAAGUGAAACAUUGUC
This is a messenger RNA of Oncorhynchus gorbuscha (pink salmon), 1157 nucleotides long. Its product is annotated as transmembrane inner ear expressed protein-like. The transcript is spliced from 4 exons. The record is from RefSeq and is a predicted model, not a curated record. Lineage: Eukaryota; Metazoa; Chordata; Actinopteri; Salmoniformes; Salmonidae. The coding region runs from base 207 to 893 and encodes 228 amino acids.